GUUCGGCCUCCGCCGCUUCCCCCCAACGCCCGUUGCCUCCGAGCGCCGCUCGCCUUGUCCGUCUCUCUCUCUCUCUCUUCGGAGCCAUGGCUGGGGGGGCGCCUGUCCAGCAGGCUAUGGAGUGUGAUGCGGAGCCAAGGUCUCUGCUGCCUUUCCAGUCCCUUGUGAACCUCAAGCAGGCCACUACGCGGGACAUGCAGGUGCAAACGUCUGAGGCUUCCAUGUGGGCGGCGGUGGCGGCCAUCCAGGCCAUCGACAAAACGGUUGACAACCACACCAUGCGCUUGCUGCGCUUGGAGGGCAGGAUGGGGUCAGCAGAGAAGAAGCUGGGAGCCUGUCAAAAGACCUCAACCGAAAUGGAGAACCAGCUGGAGAGCAAGUGGGCUGCGCUGGGGACCUUAACUGAGGAGUACAGGCAGCUCCAGAAGAGACUGGAGAAUGUGGAGAAUCUGCUGAAGAAUCGGAACUUCUGGAUCCUGAGAUUCCCCCCUGGUGUGAAGGGAGAAACGCCCAAGGUUCCAGUGACCUUCAAUGACCUCUCAGUCCAUUUCAAUGAGAAGGAAUGGGGAGACCUGGACGAGUUGCAGAAAGAGUUGUACAAGACAGUCAUGAAAAGCAACUACGAGAUGCUGGUCUCGCUGGACUAUGCCGUCGCCAAGCCAGAGAUCCUGACUCGGAUUGAGCAGGGAGAAGAGUUGUGUGAGAAAGGACUUGGAGAUUCAGAAGGCAGUGGUGUCCCUGAACAACUUGACGCAGACUGCCCCACUGCUCCAGUCGAUGUUUCUUUGUGGCUUAAACAAGAGGUGGAGGAAUCCCAGAAUGGGGAGGCUAAGCUUCCUGAGGAGACGAGCAAUGGCUACCACAUGGGUUCUCCCAUGGAUAUAGUAGAGUCAUCCUCGUGGAUUAAAGAGGAAGUGGAAGAGGUGUGCUUUGCUCCUGAGGAUGGCCAGGAAAGAGACCUCGGCCACAAAGGCAGCCUGGAAUAUCAAACUGUCACGGUGGACGAAGAGCACAUGGCGGAACCCCAGGAAGGCAUGUGUGUGCAGGAGCCGUUGUUCCUUGGUGAAGGGCCUAGCACUGCAGAACAAGAAACUUCAGCAGAGACACAGGAAGACGGAAGCCGCCGGAAGCCGGACUUGCUCAUUGACCUGUCGGGAAGAACCACCCCUCCCAGCCCUGGGCACAGCCUUGCCUGUGGCGCUGAGCCUGGUGCCCAGCCCCAGCCCACCAAGGAGGAGCCGGAGAACUUUAUGCAGGAGCUGUACUCCUACCUGGAGUGCGGGAAACGCUUUGGGAACGAGCGGUCUCUGCUGGACCACGAGACGCCCCACCCCUUCCAGUGCCUGGAAUGCCACAAGAGCUUUGGCUGGGAGGACGAGCGCCAGCCGGACAGCCACCCCCCUGCCACCUGCCCCGAAUGCACCCAGCGCCUGCGCAAGAAGCGCUCCAGCCUGGCGCACGUGGCAGACGCCCAGCCCUUCGCCUGCGCCACCUGCGGCGCCACGUUCAGCCAGUGGUCGAUGCAGCUCCUGCACCAGAAGUGCCAUGUGCCCCACAGCCACUCCUGCGGCGACUGCGGGGCUGGGGCCGGGUCGGCGCAGGAGCUCCAGCGGCACCGGAGGGCCCACGCCGUGGUGGGCAGGGCCCACUCCUGCCUCAACUGCCCCUGCAGCUUCCUCUCCUCCUCGGAGCUAGCCGCCCACCGCCGGACGCACACCUCCAGCUGGCCGUUCACCUGCAGCUGGUGCCAGAGCACGUUUGCCAGCCGCAAGGUGCUCUCUGAACACCAGGAGCUGCACGUGGCGGCGGCGAGGAAGGUGCUGCCCCACGUCAAGCUCAGCUUCAGCUUCAACUGGCGCGAGUUCCUGGCGGAACAGAUGAAGCACUGCCUGCACUCCAGCUGCUCCCCGCGGCAGGCGCUCACCGAACUACUGCAGAAGAACUCAGAGCUGUGGCCCUACCCGUGCGCAGAGUGCGGCACCCACUUCUUCAACCAGUGGGCCCUUGCCAACCACAGGUGCGCUCCCUCGCCAAAGGUCGUGGCAGGGGGUGGCAGCGUGCUUUGGCAGGGGGCAGGCGCGGAUCUGCCCCCAGCCGCGUUCCAGUGCCCCUCCUGCGGCCUGGGCUUCCCCCAGGAAGAGUUGCUGGCACAGCACCUGCCCAGACACAGCGGUGAAGGGCGCCCUUUCCAGUGCCCCCACUGCAAGAACAGCUACCUGUGCAAGGAGGCUCUGGCUGGCCACGUGCAAAGCCACUUCACCUGGCGGCCGGCCCACUGCUACAUCUGCGACCGGGAUUUUGCCCAGCCGGAGGAGCUGGUGGAGCACCUCAGCACCCACGUGGUGGAGCACCCCUACAAGUGCGGCCGCUGCCACAAGAGCUUCCUGAGCCCCUUCCUGCUAGGCAAACACUUCCAGCAGGAACAUGCUGCCCUGGGCUAGCCUCCCGUCCGCAACCGGUUCGCUCAACCUGAGCUGCUGGAAAGAGCACCUGCUGUCCCACGCUGCCAGGGACCCCUUCCAGGGCGAUUGGGGCGAGAGAGGCUGUUCUUGCCGGCGCUGCUGGGGGAGCAUGGGAGGAAGCGUGCAGAAGAGGAGUCGUGCCUGGCGCAAACGGGGAAAAAGACAGAAAAGUCUUCUCUAACUGGCUGCAGAAAGGGUUCCCCAAACUGAACGUGGCUGGAAAAGACUUUGCUCAGGUGGAAAGGGCUGCCUGGCUCUCGAAGGGUCUCUGGUUCACCUUCCUCUUCUUCCUCCUCCCCGCUGCGAUCUUUUAGUGUCGCUCUCAGACUGUGCUGUCGCUGCGGGAGUUGCAAUCAAUUAACUGGCAAAUCACCUCCCGCAUAUAGGUCCUGAGGUCUGCUUUGAGGUCCUUUAACAAUCACGUGGUGUGCAUUUUAUAUGCAUCCUCAAAACAGGCAAAAGGAUUUUCAAAAGCAGGACGAGAACAACCGAGCAUAGGUUUAAAAGCAACGCAAAAUCAACGGCUAAGGCAGAGAACUUUUCUCCUAGCUUGGAAAGCUUGUUGAAACUCUCAUGUUCUCACUUGUUUCUGGAAGGGGCAGAGAGGGGGCUCUUCUGGGGGUUCGACCUGCGGUGCUGUGGCGUGUUUAAAUGUCUGCAGCCACGUGGGUGAGACAGAUUGCAGGGUGCUCUUUUAUCUAGGGGAGAUCCAUGGGGUUGACUCCUUUACGGAUUGUGGGCCCCUGAGAAAAGUGCCUCCCUCAGUGGUCCUGUGAUGAGAUUCUUCCGUUCCAUUUGGAAUGGUUUUAUGUGGUUUGUAGUACUAAUGAGUUUAAUUUUUUUUUUUUAAAUGGCAUAGUCUGUUGUUGUAACCUGCCCGGGGACCUAAUAAAUAAAUCUUAUAAAUACCUGUAGCGCUUGAAGAGCCUUUUGGAGUUGGGCGCAUCAGUCCCUGAACGAACAGCGCUGUCUUUCCAGCAAGGCUGUGGCAGUUGCACUCCAGAAACCUGCAGUGUCCUCUUUUUGCGGGACUCUGGAACACAGGUCACCAGGGUGCCGUGCUAGAACACAACAAGCACAGGGGUUGCAGGGCGAGACAGCUGGAGCGAACACACCCAUGCUCACACGAAAAUUUUUGCAGGAAGUUUCAGAAGCCGGAAAGCCUGACCUUUUCUCUGUUUCGGAGCCUGCAAAAGGGUUGUAUUACGGCAGCAACAGAAGUGUGGGAGAUGGGGGAGGUAGCGUGCUCUGUUCCCUUCUGAGCAGCCCAGUGCCCUCCGGAUUUAUUUAUUUUUUGGACUACAACUCCCAUCAGCCCCUGGCAUUGGCUGAUGGGAACUGUAGUCAGAAACAUCUGGAGGCCAUGCUGGCUACCUGACAAAAGGGCGGCUUCAGCUUAAAGAGCUGCGUUUCAGAGAUCAUUUUACUAGACAUCUUUUCAUGGAAAGGCUUUUGCUCAUGCAGUCGUACUGCGACCAGUAAGUUCAUUCUCAUCACCUUCUUUUCAGGAGCUAUAAGGAGCAUGAAAUUGGGCACAGCUUGAUCAAGAUUUUUAUUUUAUUUAAUUUAUUGUUUAUAUACUGCCCUAUGCCCACAGGUCUCAGACCCAAGCCUGAGCUUCCACAGUUGCUGCCCGCCAUAAAACACCAUUGACAGGAUGGGCAGCAACAGCUGCAGAAACGUUCUACGCGAGAACAUUUUAUGCUCUUGCUAACAAUGCUCUUUGAAAUGUGCAUUUUCUAUUUGACUUCCUUUCGUAAUGUUUUCCUUUGAAAUGCCUUAACAUAUUUUUUUGUUAACUUCACUGCGUCAAAUGUGCAUUCCUUUGUAUUACUUUUAUUUUGGAACCUUUCAGAUAAUAUUUCAGUUUCCUGUUAAUUAAAGUAUGCUUUAGAUGUACACUUUGUAUUUGACUUUCUUUUGUAGUGUUUUCUUCUGGAUUGUUUUCUUUGAGGUUUUAAUGUAUUUCCCCCCCUUAAAAAUACAAAGCAGUAGAGAAAUGAAAUAAAUAACAACAAUACGAACAA
This is a messenger RNA of Podarcis raffonei (Aeolian wall lizard), 4489 nucleotides long. Its product is annotated as zinc finger protein 282-like. NCBI's taxonomy places the organism in Eukaryota, Metazoa, Chordata, Lepidosauria, Squamata, Lacertidae. The record is from RefSeq and is a predicted model, not a curated record. Gene Ontology annotation, molecular function: DNA-binding transcription factor activity; RNA polymerase II cis-regulatory region sequence-specific DNA binding. Bases 87 to 2441 code for a protein of 784 amino acids. Gene Ontology annotation, biological process: regulation of transcription by RNA polymerase II. The transcript has 9 exons.